AUGUGGGUCGUUAUCUACCAUACGAACAAAAUAUGGAACUGUCUUUCGAUCACGUGGUAUGGUUUUACAUCAUUCGGCUUUGGGUCGAAACAUAUACUGAAUCAUUGGCGAAAACUUUAUAUCAAGGCAUUCAGUAAAAGUUUAACACCGGUAAACAAUCGUGACGCUAAGGUUAGUGAUCACCGACAAGCAUUGAUCACCUUUCUUGUAGUAUUGAUGUUUAAAAUAUACGAUGUCCUUUUGACUACACUUUAUUUUAGUAUUUGCGGUCAGAUGCACAUGAUUCGCUUUGCGUUCGAAUCAGUUAGAUAUAAAUCGAUUCCCAAUCCUAAUUUCCCAAUUGGAGCUGAAAGUGAAAAAGAAAGCGAAUAUUUCUUGAGAAAUAUAACAUAA
Messenger RNA from Melanaphis sacchari, 393 nucleotides. RefSeq lists its product as uncharacterized. The transcript has 4 exons. The record is from RefSeq and is a predicted model, not a curated record. NCBI's taxonomy places the organism in Eukaryota, Metazoa, Arthropoda, Insecta, Hemiptera, Aphididae. The coding region runs from base 1 to 393 and encodes 130 amino acids.